GUAACGUUACAGUCAGCAGAUCCUCAUAAACCUCCUUUAAUUGAUCCAAACUAUUUUGCUGUAUCGGAAGAUUUGGAGGAUAUAGUUGAAGGUAUAAAAACUUGCCAAAGGCUUUCCGAAACUCAAGCAAUGAAAUCUAUUGGAGCUAAGCCUCUCGACACUGUGUAUCCUGGUUGUGAAAAAUUUCAAAAAUAUAGUGAUGAUUAUUACCGUUGCCAUGCAAGAUCUGCACCAAUAACACAAAAUCAUGAAGUGGGGACAGCAAAAAUGGGUCACCCAAAUGACCCAACGACAGUGGUUGAUCCAGAGUUAAGGGUAAAGGGAAUAAAGGGCUUGAGAGUUGUAGAUGCAUCAAUUAUGCCGAUUGUACCUUCAGGAAAUACUAACAUUCCAACUAUUAUGAUUGCAGAGAAAGCCUCUGAUAUAAUUAAAGGAGGUAUUCAUUGCCAAAACUAAACUGAUAUAUUUAUUAGUAUAAUUUAUUACCAAUUAUGAUGCGAUGGAAAUCAUUUCAUACAAAUACCAGCAGAUACUUCAUCAAAUCAAUACAAAGUGAAAGCAAUUAUAAAAUUGAUAUUUUGCAUUUUAAAUGUUUAAGUAGCAAUAAAGUAUUUGUAAAUCAA
Molecule: messenger RNA, 623 nt
Organism: Parasteatoda tepidariorum (common house spider)
Lineage: Eukaryota; Metazoa; Arthropoda; Arachnida; Araneae; Theridiidae
Product: glucose dehydrogenase [FAD, quinone]
Molecular function (GO): flavin adenine dinucleotide binding; oxidoreductase activity, acting on CH-OH group of donors
Source: RefSeq, a predicted model, not a curated record